UUUUGCAAGCUAUUUGGCCUCUACUCAACACUUGACAGGUCUAGAAGGCCAUAAUACGAGCGUUUUCCGGAAUAAAUUGUGUCUGCCUACUGCUGGUUGCCCUUCUCCACCCUUCCUCUUUUUACUUUCGUCGUCAACCGAUUCGUCACAUACACUUUCACUUAUGCCAUCACCGACAUCAUCAUCAGCCAGCGUGUUUUCAUCUCACCUGUUUUUUGUUUUUUGCAUUUUUUCACAGAUUGCUCAAAGUUAUGCUCAAUUUAAUAGAUUUUUCGAUCCUUCAAUCCCGGAGCAAGAAACUGUGCUCACAGACUAUGAUUACAAUAUGAUUGGCCACUUCCGAGAAAAUGACCAAUGGUUUGUCAAUGAUUCAGCUAUGUACAACCCACUGAGGUUUGAAGGAGAUAUUGCCAACAGUGGCCUGAAUUCCCGAUCUAUAAACACCUUCUUCGGGGACAGUCCACUUUUUGGAAUAUUUGGUGUUCAAAGGAACGCAGUGCGGCAGACCUAUUUAAAAUGGGAGCAGGCUCGAAUUCCAUACACCAUUAGUUCACAGUACUCCUCAUACAGUCGGUCAAAAAUUGCGGAGGCUAUCGAGGAGUAUCGGAAGAAAACGUGUAUAGACUUCUCACCAAAAAGUGCUGGAGAUCUGGACUACAUUCAUAUUGUUCCAGACGACGGUUGUUAUUCUCUAGUUGGGAGAAUUGGUGGAAAGCAACCAGUAAGUCUUGGCGAUGGCUGCAUUCAAAAAGGAAUCAUUAUCCAUGAGCUCAUGCACGCAGUAGGCUUUUUCCACGAACAAAGUAGAGCCGAUCGUGAUGAGUAUGUGAAAAUCAACUGGAGCAAUGUGGAAGCUGGGCUGCAAGAUCAAUUUGACAAAUAUUCCCUGAAUAUGAUUGAUCAUCUGGGUACUAAAUACGAUUACGGAUCAGUCAUGCACUACGCUCCAACUGCAUUCAGUAAGAAUGGCAAACCAACAAUAGAACCUAUCGAGAAAAAUGUGGAAAUCGGACAGCGAGCCGGUUUCAGUGAAAAUGAUAUUUACAAAAUAAAUAUGCUCUACAAUUGCCCAACUUUCACUGCAACCACACUUGCUCCAGAAAAUACAAAACGGGUGAAAAGCAUUACGAAGAAAGUGACGUCAGCGACAGGAAGUCCGCUCUCAAAAAAAGGAGAGAUUGGAUCAUCAAUUGGGGACAAAGGAGAUCGGGGGGACAACUCAGUAUUAAGUUCACUGAUUUCAAUUCAUUCCGGUCUUGGCAAAUGUGAAGACAGGCGGAAGGAUUGUGAAUUUCUUGCAAGAGCUGGACAUUGUGAAAGCCGAUUCAGUAUACGUUUUAUGACAGAAAAUUGUGCGAAUAGUUGUGGAAAAUGUAUAGCCGAGGAGAAGAGAAAAGAAGUCUGCGAAGAUGCAAGAACUUGGUGUGAGCGAUGGGCAAAUAGUGGAAUGUGCAACCAAACAGUGUUUAAGGACUAUAUGCGACAGAAAUGUGCGAAGAGCUGUAACUUCUGUUAAUAGAUUUGAAAUUCAAAAAGUUUUAUAUUUUAUAUUUUAUUUAUGUCUUGUUAAGCAUAUUAUAUUUUCAACAACAAAAAAACCGGUCAUAUUCCUUGUUCUUUCAAAAAAAAUUGUGAUGUAGUUCGUGUCAUUUCUAUGAAGAACAUUAAAAUAAAUUAUUGAAAUUAACAUU
Caenorhabditis elegans is the source of this 1691-nucleotide messenger RNA. It is a transcript of the gene nas-13, whose product is annotated as Zinc metalloproteinase nas-13. Gene Ontology annotation, molecular function: zinc ion binding; metalloendopeptidase activity; metallopeptidase activity. The transcript is spliced from 9 exons. Lineage: Eukaryota; Metazoa; Nematoda; Chromadorea; Rhabditida; Rhabditidae. The record is from RefSeq and is marked reviewed. The coding region runs from base 164 to 1516 and encodes 450 amino acids. Gene Ontology annotation, cellular component: extracellular region. Gene Ontology annotation, biological process: proteolysis.